This is a messenger RNA of Tribolium madens (black flour beetle), 3417 nucleotides long. Its product is annotated as post-GPI attachment to proteins factor 6. The transcript is spliced from 5 exons. Lineage: Eukaryota; Metazoa; Arthropoda; Insecta; Coleoptera; Tenebrionidae. Gene Ontology annotation, cellular component: plasma membrane. The coding region runs from base 120 to 2477 and encodes 785 amino acids. The record is from RefSeq and is a predicted model, not a curated record.
AUGUUUUAGAGAUAAGACUGGCACAAACAAAAUUAAUUUUAUUUUUGAGUCAUAUAUCGUUCUAUUCUAACCAGUUAAUUAUAAAAAGUUGCAAUAUAAUUAUUUUAAUCAAGACUAUAAUGAAAUGGAUAAUUUUAAUCCUUCUGUACCCAACAAUACAAUGCCAAGAGGACGAAAAUUUGGAAAUCGUGUCCAAGACUCGGACAUCCUACCUGCAGAAGUAUGGGGGCUACGUCGAUGUCGUCGUGAUGCACGUAGAAGUCCCUUCAGAGGUGUCUUUUGCAUCACUUAAAUUUACGGCAGAUGAGACCAAGGCCUCGAUAUUUGGUUGUAACCCACGGAAAGUAUUGAUGUACAUGAAACACAAAUCUUUGCCGGUGAUCAAUCCAGACGGGUCAAAAUUCCCAGACAGUUUUAAAAACAUUACAAGGUCACAUUAUUUUUACCUUGAGUUGAUGAGUGACAAAACUGUGAAAUACUUGAAUUUAACGUCACCCGAUCCAGGGUGUUAUUUUAUUACCGCUUUUUUGCCAUAUAAUGACCCCAAGCACGAGUCCAUCCAACCACCAGAGUUAACCCCGGAAUGCUACGCUUUUGUGGAAACCACCCUAUACAUAAAACGACGUCCUAGCGCCGGCCAGAUCGUAGAAGGCGCCUCAUAUAACGUCGAAACCUUCACUUCGCACAGCAUUCUUUAUACAUUCUUCAUCCCCGAAUUCGUUACACACGCCACUUUCCUUGUAGACAAUAUCUCCUUCGCAAAGACUGCAACUCGUCUUAUAAUUCGUAUCCAAUCCCGUUCCAUCCCAUCUGAAAACAGUACAAUCAAGACUGAAAUAAUAGAGUCCUCUUUUAUCGACAAGUCUGUCACUAUUCCCUUCAACACGGAAGAGGAUAACUGGCAUUACAUCGAAUUUCUCUUUGAGGGUCCUGCUUCACCUACCGAAAGUAAAUCUAGUCUCAAAUUCACUCUCAAGUAUUUCGCAGAAGACUCUGAAAGGACGUCUAAUAAUUCAGUUUGGCGAAUAUUCAAUAGCGAUCAAAUCACGAAAGUGAUCAAAUACAAGCAGUACGACUUAGUAAGGGAAUCUAGUACUGAAAGCUUCUCAUAUUCAUACGAACUGAGACAAAAAUUUACGAUUUCAUCAAAUGUUGCUGUUAAUUUGACCAAUAAGGAAUUAGCAGUGCUUCAGUUUAGGCUCCGGGAACAUGCGGAUAUUGGGGGGACCUUGCAAUUUAUCCUGGCGUUCAAACCACGCAUCAAUAAAAUCAAGAGAAUAAUCGAGGCCGAGCCCGAAGAAAACAAAAUCAUUGCUUGUAUUCGGCCUGAGGCUCCAGAGUUGCCAACUUGGCCCAAUUUGUGCAAUUAUGACGAUACUGAUAAUGUGGCUCCCCUGAUAGUGGGUAAAUCUAGUGAUAAUUCCUCUAUGAUGAUCCCCUAUCCCGAAUCGGGGGUUUGGUAUGCAACCUUCAAAUUGUUCUGUGGCGAAUGUGUGCCUUGCAGUUGUCCUAAUGAUUGUCAAAAGAAGUUCAAAGGGUGUGUCAGGGACUGCCAAGCGAUUUGUGUGAACAAAGAGACUUGCAACAAUUGUUCACUGGACUGCAAGACUGAAGUUGUCAAUUCCAACGGUUGUGCGAAAUGUGACUGUGAUGGGCCUUGUCUCAGGAGUAAAAAAGAGUGCAAUUCUAGUGUACUUUUCGAUAUUUCGUCAACGGCGUGUGCUAACAAUUGCGGUAAACACGGAAGAUGCAUGUUUAUGGUCUGCGAUGGCGUUGUGUAUGCUACUUGUGUGUGCACAGACAAUUACAGAGGUUGGGAUUGCUCCGACGACUCUCAAGCCACUCCAUACUAUAUGAUCGUCAUCGAGCUUCUUUUGUUAGUCCUCAGCAAUUUGAUGUUUUUGCCAACGGUGUAUGUAGCAUAUCGACGCAAAUACUACGUCGAAGCUAUCGUUUAUUUCGCAAUUUGUUUCUUCUCGACCUUCUACCACGCCUGUGAUGCCGGUGAAAAUUUAAUUAGUUUCUGUAUCACUCGCUUGGGGGCGCUGCAGUUCGCCGAUUUCUACUGUGCCCUUCUGGCUAUUUGGGUUACAUUAAUCGCAAUUGCUGACUUGCCGUCUUAUUGGCCGACUAUGUGUCAUAUAACCGGCGCUAUUAUAUUGUCUUUCACGACGACUAUAAAUAAAACUGGAAUUUGGGGGUUUCUCUUGCCGGUUGUUUCGGGUCUUGUAAUCAUAGCGAUAAAUUGGUUUUUAAAAUGGAAGAGAGUUAAACAGUUGUUUUUGCACAAGAGGUAUUUGUAUAUUUUUAUACCGUUGGGAGUCUUCGUGGUUUGUGUCGGGCUGACUAUUUUCAUAUUUCUGGAAACGUCAAAUAAUUAUAAGUAUUUGCAUAGUCUGUGGCAUGUUUUGAUGGCUGUUGGUGUUAUGAUAUUGUUGCCACAACCAAAUACGUUCCAACCAGAAACGGUGUUGUAAUUUUCGUCCAAUUUCUCUUUAAGAUAAAAAAUGCAUUGUGUUAAUUUAAUCGUCGAGUGCUAUCAAAACUAAAAAAUGAGACAUCAUUGCCAUUCCGUUGAUAUUAAGUGUAAAACUUGCCACUAAUCUAACAGUGUCUGAAUAAAGCCGUGGUCAAGAGUGCUCUAAAAAUUUUAUGAGCGUAUGUGUAAUAACGUCUAUACCUGUCAGUUAUCUGUCAAAUUUACUAUUUUUUGAAUACCUACCUUGCGUUAAAUAUUGAUUAAAAUCAAUUCUGUCUAGAACAGACUAGAAGUCAGAAUUAAUUGACCGCGUUUUUAUUCAGACAUAUUAGUUGUCAGUUUCAGACAUUUUGGACGAUUUGAAGAUUUUGAAAAGCCAUAUUUGACAUUAAAGCUAAUGAAUUUUCUAAAAUUCUUUUCGAUGUCACAUUUUUUGGUCCGCAAUGGUACAUGUUGAAUUUUUUCAGGGACCGCUUCGAACAAAGAUUUAUAGCUAUAAAGUAUGAGUUGCAUAUAAGUUUUCUCUCUUAGCUAGCGACUUCUUUAUCCAAAGUUGCCUUCUACUAAUUAAGAUUAAAAAACUGUAAACGUAAUAACAGUCCUUCAAUAUUUUACUCAUAUUACAAAUUAUACAAAAUGUGAUUUCAUUUAAGAAAUAUAAAUCCGUAGAGAUUACCUUUUACAACCACUAUUUGUUAGGAUACUUUUUCAAGAUGUUAGAUGUUAUUUAGAUUUUUUAUUAUUUAUUAAAAUAAAUGCCAACAAUGAAAUAGUAAAAUGUGUAUAAUUAAGAAAUAAAAAAUGAGUACCUACCCCCAUCUGCCGUAAUGAACAAAAUUCAGACGAUUAACUGUUCAGUCACUAUUUUAGGGGUUACUAUUGUUUUUAUAAAUAAUAAUUUAACACUUUAUAUCACAGCAUAUUGUUAUUUUUUUCCC